Molecule: messenger RNA, 9622 nt
Organism: Rana temporaria (common frog)
Lineage: Eukaryota; Metazoa; Chordata; Amphibia; Anura; Ranidae
Gene: TNXB
Product: tenascin XB
Exons: 25
Coding region: 297-8927 (2876 amino acids)
Molecular function (GO): protein binding
Source: RefSeq, a predicted model, not a curated record
GUAUUGAUGUCAUUACAGAUGUGUAUCAGAACUUUCAGCAUGACAUCAUAAGUUGGACCUGUCUCUCCCUCCCUUCCUUACUCUCUCCAUCUGUCAGUCAUCAGAGCACAAGGAGUCAGACAGUGGAUAACAGCCACCUCCAUCCACACACACACACAGCAUCGGGAGCUGGAGGGACCCCAGUCUCUGAGACCAGUGACAGCAAGUGGCAGCUUCUGCGUCAUCCAAGGAUACCGGAGCUUGUGCUUAUUCCCAGCACUCUACAGAGGUGAUUACAUUUUUUGCCAAAGCUACUAAUGAUGUCCCUCCUUUCAUUGUCCCUCAUAUUCAUCUUGUUUGGGGGUUCGCUCUCUGCUCCUCGAACCACCACACAGCCGCAGUGCCCAGAGGCAGAAGGGAUCCAACACUUGCUGAAACGCCUGCUUAUUUUGGAAAAGUUGGUGAGGGACAUAAAGGGACAAUGUUCACCACCCUGCUGUGGCAAUGUGCAGAGUGGUGCCGAUGACCCUUCCAGUCUCAAGCCUGUUCCUUGCCCCCAAAACGCUGAUGACUGCCCAGGGGGCUGUGGAGGUGAUGAGAGGGGUACUUGUGUCGACGGGCAGUGCCAGUGUAAAGAAGGCUUCAUGGGAGACAAAUGCCAGCUGAAGACCUGCCCCGAGGACUGCAAUGACCAAGGCCGAUGCAAAAAUGGACGUUGCAUCUGCUUUGAAGGAUAUUCUGGUGUAUCUUGCGGCAUCAAAGCUUGUCUAAACAACUGUCACAAUAACGGACAGUGCCAAGAUGGAGUUUGCAUUUGCGACCCUGGAUUUUCCGGUGAAGACUGCAGCUCUCGAGUCUGCCCCAGGAACUGUCUCAAACGGGGAAGAUGCGAAAAUGGAAUUUGCGUUUGCUAUUCAGGAUAUGCAGGGGUGGACUGCGGCUCUAGAAACUGCCCCAAUAAUUGCAAUGACCGGGGCGACUGUGAGGAUGGCGCCUGCGUGUGUGACACUGGUUUCACCGGACCAGACUGUGGCACCAGAAGCUGCCUCCAUGACUGUAAUGACAAUGGCAAAUGCGUUGAUGGGGUCUGCGUUUGUAACCCUGGGUACUCUGGGGAGGAUUGUGGGUAUAAGGGUUGUCCUGAAGAUUGUAACGAACAGGGUCAGUGCAUUUCUGGAAAGUGCGUGUGUGAUGCUGGAUUUGUCGGGCCAGACUGCGGCACUAGAAUUUGUUCGCCAGAAUGCGAGAGAAGGGGCAGAUGUGAAGAUGGUGAGUGCAUCUGUAACCCGGGCUUCACAGGGCCAGAUUGCGAGAUCAUAACUUGCCCCAAUGACUGUCACAAACAAGGCCGCUGUGAUGAUGGGAAGUGUAUAUGUGAUCCUGGCUACACAGGCCCGGACUGUGCAUUAAAGGACUGCCCCAACAAAUGCAACAACCGGGGCCGAUGUCAAAAUGGCAUUUGUAUUUGCAACCCUGGAUUUACUGGGCCGGACUGUGGAUCCAAAGCCUGCCCCAAAAACUGUAGCGGAAAUGGGCAAUGCAUCAAUGGCAAAUGCAUUUGUAAUGCUGGGUUUAUUGGCCCAGUGUGUGGGACCAGAUCUUGCCCCGCUGAGUGCUCCAACCAUGGCCGUUGUGUUAGGGGCAUUUGCGUCUGCUCGCCUGGUUACACAGGAGUGGAUUGUAGCAUCAGGACUUGCCCCAAAAAUUGCCACGACCAAGGUCGAUGUGAAGGAGGUGUGUGUUUUUGUGACCCUGCAUAUACUGGUCUGGAUUGUGGAACUAAGAGAUGCCCCAAUGACUGCUAUGACCGGGGACACUGUGAAGAUGGCUUAUGUGUUUGUGACUAUGGAUUUACUGGGCAGGACUGCAGGUCUAGAACCUGCCCCAAUGACUGCUAUAACAGGGGUCAAUGUGAAAAUGGGGUCUGUGUUUGUGAUGCUGGAUAUAGAGGAGAGGACUGCAACAUCAGAACUUGCCCCAACGACUGUAACGAUCGGGGGCGAUGUGAAGAUGGGGUAUGCGCCUGUAAAUUUGGAUACACUGGUCUAGAUUGCAGUUCUAGUAGCUGCCCCAAUGAUUGUUACAACCAUGGUAGGUGUGAAGACGGUGAAUGUAUUUGUGAAUCUGGAUAUACUGGUCAGGACUGUGCCCUCAGAACAUGUCCUGAAAAUUGCAAUGACCGUGGCACCUGUGAUGAUGGGAAGUGCAUUUGUUAUUCUGGAUACACAGGUCCCAACUGUGGAUCCAGAACUUGUCCCAAUGACUGUAAGGGCAGGGGUCGGUGUGAAGAUGGCAUUUGCAUAUGUGAUCCUGGAUAUACAGACAUAGACUGCGGACUAAAAACAUGUCUAAAUGAGUGUCAGAACCAAGGACAAUGUGAUGAUGGGGUAUGUGUCUGUAAUUAUGGAUACACCGGCCCAGACUGUAGUGAAAGAACUUGUCCAGAGAACUGCAAUAACCAUGGAAGUUGUGAUAAUGGAAAAUGUGCCUGUGAUCCUGGCUAUGUCGGUUCGAACUGCGGCUCUCAAGCUUGCCCAGAAAAUUGCCAUGUCCAUGGACAGUGCCAAGAUGGAGUCUGUAUCUGUAACUCUGGUUUUACAGGGCUUGAUUGUUCAUCCAAAGCCUGUCCUAAAAACUGUAACAACAACGGGCAGUGUGUCAAUGGAAAGUGUGUCUGUGAUGCCAGUUUCACCGGACCGGUCUGUGGUACAAAAGCCUGUCCAGAUAACUGCAGUGGACGUGGCAAAUGUGUGAACGGGGUCUGCACGUGUAAGAAGGGGUAUACCGGCCCAGACUGUGCAAUGGAAGUCAUAGACAUCGGCGCUGUCACUGGUCUUCAGGUGAUAUCACAGGAAGAAUCCGCUAUCACCCUGGAGUGGGAUCAGCCACAAGCUGCCCCUGAUUCCUAUGACAUCUCUUUCAAAGCCAAGAAGGAAAAUGGCGUUAUAACCACCACGAUCGAGGGUUCAUUGAUCUCCUACUAUCAGACUGGGUUGGCUCCUGGAGAAGAAUAUAUUGUGAAUAUCCAACCCCGCAAAGGCUCAACGUUAGGACCGGAAACUUCUAUAACUGCCAAGACAAGAAUUGAAGCACCACGUGGACUCCGUGUGACUGAUGCCACCUCCUCCUCUUUAUUCAUAAGAUGGGAUAAACCCCAAUUUCUACCUGAUCGAUAUAUUGUGACUCUGAUCCAUCCGAAUGGCAAGGAAAAGAAAAUAAGGAUCCCUGGAAAGAUGGACAGAGCAAAAGUCUCCGGACUGGAGGCAGAUAUAGAAUACAAAAUCAUACUUAGAGCAGAGAAGGAACAGGAGCAGAGCCAGGACACAGAGGCCACCGCAGUAACAGCUGGAGAAGAAAGAAAGCGGUUGAAUGUUGAGGAGAAAGACAAGGACCGCGGAUCAGUGGGAACCUCUCGUAACGUCGAUACCUCUGAAACUACGAUACAGAGAAAUCAACAAUUUUCAUUGGUACCCAAAAAAGACCUCUCACUAGGAGGGGAGGAUGAUGGUAUUCUUACCAAGGAAACUAGAGAGAUCAUUACAGGAGGACAAAAGGGAAGCAAAUUAAUACACACAACAAAAAACAUAACAACCAUUAUUACAACCAUAUACCAAACCCGUCAUCUUAAGAAUGGAAGAGUAGUUAAUAUUGACCAUGAAACUGAGGAUUUAGAUUACUCUUCUAACAUAACAUCUGACAGUGAAGAGGAGAUUGUAAUAAAAAGUGUAAAGGUGGAUGAUGAUUUAGGCAAAGUAAACCCGCCGGCUAGUAAUAACCACUUACCAGGAAGAAAAGCAGAGAAAUGGAUGAUUACAAAGAACAUUACCCAUAUCACAACAGUUUCUAAAGAAAGUCCAACCACAUUGCAAGAAGGAGAAAUAAAAGAUGUACAUCGAACUACAAGCACCCAGUCUAAAGUUCGCCUUCCUAGUGGUGGACGUCUACCAGAAACUUCCAGUGUUGCCAAAAAGCUUCGGGAGAUUGAAUUGUUGAAAAAGCAAGCAGUAAGUCAGUCUAGUAAUGAUGGGGAACUCACCCAAGUUUAUCCAGAGGGUCCAUCUAGUCCAUCACAACCUGAAGAUACUAUCUAUAAUUUACCACCCACUAUACAUAAGGAUCAUCUGGGUACUUUAGAACGUGAGAUAACACCAGAAGCACCCGCAAAAAGCAAUUUUGAAACGGAACAGACAGCAGCUAAUGAAGAAAAUAAUUUAGGAGAUGAUCAAUCUGAUCCUACAAAAUCCAGAAAGCAGAUUACAACUUUAGUGAAGGUAAACAGAAUUGUUAACACCAACAGAAGAAAAGUAGGUAGAGAUGAGGACAAGGUAGUCUAUAAUGAGACAGUAGCGGUAGGAAGGGGAGAUGCUGUCGGGGAACCUGGAGCAAAGGGCAAGAAUCAAACCAGGAUUUUGGGACCACAUAUGAAGUCUGUAAUUGAGAACUUACCAGAGAAACUUUCUUUAUAUAAUGGAACAUUUAUUCAGCGUUUGGAGAGUUACUUAAGGGCUACAUCAUACCCACUGAGAGGCAACCAAACAGUGGAAUCUGUAUCCAAGGCAAUAUAUCUUUACAUAAUAAAAUGGAAACCGGAUAGUUUUACAGGAAUGGUGUAUGAUCGCCUACCUCAAAAGACUCCAGGUGCCAAGGGGAACUCUGAACCCAUUGGGGCAUCACGAUUGCAAGGCAAUUUUGGAAAUGCAGAUAAUAGUUUGCCUAAUUUAGGCAAUACUACACAUCAAUCAAAGGAGGGACCAGUAUUGGGGCCAAAGCCAGACUCUUCAAAAACUGUUUCGCUUCCUCCAAUUGUAAAGACACUAGGAAGAGUGGAAGCUGUUGGAGAUAUAGACGGUUCUUCUUCUGAAGUGACAGAUAAAAAUGUGGAUGUACAACACAAACCAAAAUAUGAAGUAACAAAUAUGAUUGAUCCAGACUCAUCUAAACCUAUUCCUUCCAAGUUUGUAUUAGAUAAAAGUAAAGGUUCAUCUCCAAAAAGGCCUAUCACACCACAGAAAAAAAACGAGAGGAAAGAAGAUGAAAAAAAGUCAAUUUCUGAAAUAAAGAAGGUAGAAGAGACCAACAGUCAAGAUGAGUUGGAAAAGUUCCCACCAAGUUCACAUGCUACGGAUUAUGAAACCCAUUCAAGGAUAAGCAUUUUAGGAAAGCCAACUAAAAAACCCAAAGAGAAGCCUUCUAUAAGCUCUGUGGUACAAAGUGGUUCACCAAAUGUCGACCACAGUCCAGAUACUAGUUUACCUCUCAAGCAAACAGGCGAAAGAGGGCACCUUUUACAAGUCAUAGAUGAACCUAAUAAUAAUCAAGAGAAACCCUUAGUAAUUAAUCAGAUUCCAGACUCUGGUGAAAGUCAAGGUAAAGUGGAUCCAAUCAAAAGUCCAACCUUAGCAAAAGUCCCAGGUCCUGGGACUCAAGGAAGGCCUAGCAUCCACCAGAGAAGUCCCACAAGCAUGGUCAUAUCAUUAGAAGGUCUUGGAUUUCUGUGGGACAGGGUAAUAAUCCUAUAUAGUCCAUGGCCACCCAUGGAUGGUGUCACUCCCCAAAAGAUGGAGGUGGACAGAGGCAUCAGGCAGGUGGAAAUUCAGGAUCUUAGCCCAGGGACCAGCUACAGAUUUGACCUUCAUGGGCUGCUGAGGGGCCGCUCAUCCAAGUCUUACUCGUUGGUGGCGGACACAGCUCCAUUACCCACUAUGCAACCUUCCACUCAGCUGCCAACUGAAAGGAACACUCUGCCACCAACCACAACCAUGGCUUCUACAGUGUCUCCAAGAUUUCCAUUUGGGGGUCUGCAAGUGAGAGACGUUUCGAGUGACAGUGUCACCCUGGUGUGGAAGGCCAAGCCUAAUGUUUUUGAAUCGUUCCUGGUGCGCUAUGAAGACGUGAGUGAUGGCGCCACACCAAAGGAGACCUCUGUUCCUGGGCAGCAGCGUGAGGUGACACUGCGGGAUCUGAAUCAGAACACCAGAUAUGCAGUAUCAGUGUAUGGCAUAAGAGCAGGGAAGCUAUCACGGCCACUGAAGGAAGAGGUGACCACAGAUGCUGCCCCAGAUGGUGAAUCUCCUACGCCUCCUCGUCUUUCUCCAAUAUCCGUAUCAGAUGUGCAGACAGAUUCCUUCCUUCUCACCUGGGUGCCUUUGGAUGGUGAUUUUGAUGCCUUUGUCAUUCAGUAUGGCCCUUCUGGUGGUCCCACCCAGGAGGAGACGCUGCGAGGAGACCAGACAUCUUUCCUGGUCACAGGGCUGCUGCCCAGAGUCAAUUACACCGUACAGAUCCAAGGUGUCUGGGGGGAUAGUUACAGCAAUCCGGAAACUGCCCAUGUAUUUACAGAAAAGCCUCAACCUCCGCGACUGGAGUCGAUUUCCCCAUCAGACAUCCGCAGCGAUUCCGUCCAUCUCACCUGGGAGGUCAAAGGUGGCAACUUUGAUUCAUUUAUUCUUUCUUAUCGGGAUGGAGAUGGACAACCACAAGAAAUUCCUCUGGAAGGAGAUGUGAGGUCUUAUGAUGUGAAAGAAUUAAAGGCCGGGAAGAAAUAUAAAUUUAUCCUAUAUGGCCUAACAGAAGGAAAGAGAACUAAACCGGUGACUGCUGAAAUCAGCACAGAGAAAUCAAUUCCUCCACGUCUGGAGUCACUUUCUGUGUCUGACAUCCUCAGUGACUCCCUCCGUCUCUCCUGGGAAGUAAGUGGAGGGGAAUUCGACUCAUUUCUCCUUCUGUACCGCGAUGCUGAGGGCAAACCCAAGGAAGACACAUUGGAUGGGGAGCAGCGUAAAAUCACCAUUGAAGAUCUGAAACCGGGGAAGAAGUAUAAAUUCAUUCUGUAUGGUAUUACAGGAGCGAAGAGAAGCAAAGCUGUUACAUUGGAGACCACCACAGUCCCAAGAAAAGUUGUCCCAACUGCAGCUAGUACUCUUGUCACUCGUCUGGUGAAUUUUAAGCCCUCAGAAGUGACAAAGGACUCUGUAACAUUGACUUGGCUGGUGGAAGGAAAUGUGCCCUUCGAAUGGAUUGUACUGCAGUAUAGAGAGCCCGAGGGAGGUAUUCGGGAGCUUCUAAUUCAAGGACAAGACACCUUCAUCGUCGUUCAGGGACUGCUACCAUCUCAGAAGUAUGAAUUCACUGUGUACGGACUAAAGGGAAACAAGAGGAGCGAGUCACUGUCCACUGAGGUCCAGACAGGUUAUCCUGAAACUGUUGGUCCUCCUGUUGUCACUGAUCUCUAUAUCUCUCCUCAUGGUCCACAUGCCAUCCAUCUCUCCUGGGAGGCUCUAGAGAGCUCUUUCCAGUCCUUCAUUAUUCGAUACAAAGUCCAAGGUCAGGAUGGGCCACUGAACACUGUGACAGCUGAUGGCAUAGAUAGGAACCUUCUUCUGUCUGGUCUACAACCUGACACUCUCUACACAGUCACAUUACAUGGUAUCCGAGAUGGGAAUGAGCAAAGCAGUAUGCAGAAUACAGGAAGGACAUCACCUCUAGAUCUGGAACCCCCGAAAAACCUUAAAUUCAGCAAUGUGCAGGAGAAAUCAGCCAUCGUCACUUGGGAUCCACCAAAUCCCGACACAACCACCUUUAAAGUGUCUUAUGAGCCAACUGAUGGAGGAGAACCAGAAAGCGUCAGUGUGAGUGGAGGCAGCACAACACUGAAAAGACUGAUUCCAGGAACACAGUAUGAGGUUACUGUUGUUUCAGUUCGAGGUUUUGAAGAAAGUCCACCGCUGACAGGCUCCGUCACCACAGCUGGAGGUGGCCCUCGCUCUUUGCGUGCUCAUGACGUGACAGAAGUGUCAGCUCUUCUGCGUUGGGAAGCACCCACAGGACCUGUGGAUCAGUAUUUAGUAACCUACAGAGCAGAGAACAUUCCACUGACCACCGUACCAGUUCCUGGGGACAGAACUGAGCAUCCUCUGUCCGGCUUACAUCCCCGUACAGAGUACUUUGUAAGCGUGCAAAGUACACAUGGAUCCACAACCAGUGCUCCAUCAUCCACCUCCUUCACCACUAGUGCUGACACUCCCCGGGACCUCACAGCCACUCAAAUCACAGCCCGAACUGCCAUGCUGACCUGGAAAGCGCCGGACAAUGUACCUGAUUCCUAUCUGCUCACUUACCAAACGCCACAAGGUGAAAUCAAGGAAAUCCGUGUUCUGUCCAAUCUCACAUUCUUCUUGUUGAGCCAGCUUGACUCAUCCACACUGUACAGAGUGCAGCUCCACGCCCUUCGGCAUGGCUCCACUUCCGCUCCCAUUUCCACCUCCUUUACUACAGGCCGUAUCAGAUACCCCUAUCCUCGGGACUGCUGGGAGCAGAGAAUGAAUGGAGAGGUGCAGAGUGGUCCAUUCAAUAUAUUUCUGGGGGGAGACAGUAAGGAGCAGAUGACAGUAUACUGUGAUAUGGAGUCAGAUGGAGGAGGCUGGAUUGUGUUCCAGAGGAGAAUGGAUGGAAGCAUAAACUUCUACCGUGAUUGGGCAGACUAUAAAAAUGGAUUUGGAAACAUGACCUCUGAAUUUUGGCUUGGUAACUUAGCUCUGCAUCAGAUCACCUCCUCGGCACCCUACGAGCUACGAGUGGACCUGCGUGCUGGAGAUGAGUCCGCUUACGCUGUGUAUGAUGAUUUCCGAGUCGAGGGUGAAAAUCAGCAAUUUAGACUGCGGCUGGGAAAAUACAGAGGAACAGCAGGGGACUCUAUGGACUAUCAUAACAAUAUGGUCUUCUCAACCCGUGACCGGGACACUCAGCGGAGGAUCCUGCCAUGUGCCAUGUCAUACCGAGGAGCGUGGUGGUACCGCAACUGCCACUAUGCCAAUCUCAACGGUCUAUACGCCAACAACAAAGACCACCAGGGUGUAAACUGGAAAACGUGGAAAGGUUUUGAAUUUUCCAUCCCUUUCACCGAGAUGAAAAUGCGUCCACGAGGCAUGGGCAACUGGCGCCGAUUAUAGAACCCCCGACACAAUCUGGAACCACUCAACUGAAAACUGGAAGCAAUGUGGCACCUCCCGAAAACCCCAGCACAAGUCCAGCCAUCCUUACAGGAUGCCCACCAAGGUCAAAAACAAGGGAACUGAAAUAUUUAGUGGCUGUAAAAACUUGUGUCAUAUAUAUAAAAAAAAAAAUGUCACCUGGAUUGUUGUUUGUGGGUAAGAGACUUGGACUCAAGCAACCUUAGUCCUACAUCACCAAUUUGAUGUUCAGGGUUUUGAAGAACAUCUAAAGAAUAUGGAAUUUCCAGUGCUGUAUCCUGCUAAAAACCGGACCAUGAAACGCGUUAUCAGGAGUAAGCUAAAAUAUAACAAAAAACGUUAUGGAGCAUCAGGAGAAAGCUAAACUAGGUAGCUGAGGGAUCCAGAAUGCAUAUAUUGGGAAUAUACAAUUUGGGGUGUAACACAUGGAAGAAAUGCCUUAGUGUCGUAUCUUCAAACAGCUCUUGCACUUUUUGUCUCCCUUGAAGCACAGUUGCUCAUAUUUCCUAUGUCAUGAUGCAUUUGGCCUACAAACAAGUACAGCUUCCAUUUAAAUAGAUGAAUUUUAUUCAUAACUUGCUAGUAAAACUGCAGCACAUGUAAAAAAACACACUUGAUGCAGGCACACGAUUGACACACAUAGGUAGAUUCACAAACAUUGCCCUAACUUUAGG